Messenger RNA from Mandrillus leucophaeus (drill), 3722 nucleotides. It is a transcript of the gene PLCH2, whose product is annotated as phospholipase C, eta 2. The transcript has 22 exons. Gene Ontology annotation, molecular function: phosphatidylinositol-4,5-bisphosphate phospholipase C activity; calcium ion binding. The annotation marks the transcript as partial. The record is from RefSeq and is a predicted model, not a curated record. NCBI's taxonomy places the organism in Eukaryota, Metazoa, Chordata, Mammalia, Primates, Cercopithecidae. Gene Ontology annotation, biological process: phosphatidylinositol-mediated signaling; lipid metabolic process.
GUGUGGGGCUGCAAUCGGCAUGGGCACGGCGCGCGGGGUGCCCCUGCUCGGGCUGGGGCUCAGGGGACGCCGGGGGCCAGCACAGGGCCCGGUGUCCCUCGGGCCGUGCCGGUAACUGGGAUUGGCGCCUGCCAGCCAUGGAAGAGCCUGGGCCCCCGGGUGGGCUCAGCCAGGACCAAGUGGAGCGGUGCAUGGGUGCCAUGCAGGAGGGGAUGCAGAUGGUGAAGCUGCGUGGCGGCUCCAAGGGCCUGGUCCGCUUCUACUACCUGGAUGAGCACCGCUCCUGCAUCCGCUGGAGGCCCUCACGCAAGAAUGAGAAGGCCAAGAUCUCCAUCGACUCCAUCCAGGAGGUGAGUGAGGGGCGGCAGUCGGAGGUCUUCCAGCGCUACCCCGACGGCAGCUUUGACCCCAACUGCUGCUUCAGUAUCUACCACGGCAGCCACCGCGAGUCGCUGGACCUGGUCUCCACCAGCAGCGAGGUGGCGCGCACCUGGGUCACUGGCCUGCGCUACCUCAUGGCCGGCAUCAGCGACGAGGACAGCCUGGCUCGCCGCCAGCGCACCAGGGACCAAUAUCCUUGGUGGCUGAAGCAGACGUUUGAUGAGGCCGACAAGAAUGGGGAUGGCAGCCUGAGCAUCGGCGAGGUCCUGCAGCUGCUGCACAAGCUCAACGUGAACCUGCCCCGGCAGAGGGUGAAGCAGAUGUUCAGGGAAGCAGAUACUGACGACCACCAAGGGACGCUGGGUUUUGAAGAGUUCUGUGCCUUCUACAAGAUGAUGUCCACCCGCCGGGACCUCUACCUGCUCAUGCUGACCUACAGCAACCACAAGGACCACCUGGAUGCCGCCAGCCUGCAGCGCUUCCUGCAGGUGGAACAGAAGAUGACGGGUGUGACCCUCGAGAGCUGCCAGGACAUCAUCGAGCAGUUUGAGCCAUGCCCAGAAAACAAGAGUAAGGGGCUGCUGGGCAUUGAUGGCUUCACCAACUACACGAGGAGCCCUGCUGGUGACAUCUUCAAUCCUGACCACCACCACGUGCACCAGGAUAUGACGCAGCCACUGAGCCACUAUUUCAUCACCUCGUCCCACAACACCUACCUCGUGGGUGACCAGCUCAUGUCCCAGUCGCGGGUGGACAUGUACGCCUGGGUCCUGCAGGCUGGCUGCCGCUGCGUGGAGGUGGACUGCUGGGAUGGGCCCGAUGGGGAGCCCAUCGUGCACCAUGGCUACACUCUGACCUCCAAGAUCCUCUUCAAGGAUGUCAUCGAAACCAUCAACAAAUACGCCUUCAUCAAGAAUGAGUACCCAGUGAUCCUGUCCAUUGAGAACCACUGCAGUGUCAUCCAGCAGAAGAAAAUGGCCCAGUAUCUGACUGACAUCCUUGGGGACAAGCUGGACCUGUCAUCAGUGAGCAGUGAGGAUGCCACCAUGCUCCCCUCUCCACAGAUGCUCAAGGGCAAGAUCCUUGUGAAGGGGAAGAAGCUCCCAGCCAACAUCAGCGAGGAUGCGGAGGAAGGCGAGGUGUCUGAUGAGGACAGCGCUGAUGAGAUUGACGAUGACUGCAAGCUCCUCAAUGGGGAUGCAUCCACCAAUCGAAAGCGUGUAGAAAACGUUGCUAAGAGGAAACUGGAUUCCCUCAUCAAGGAGUCGAAGAUUCGGGACUGUGAGGACCCCAACGACUUCUCCGUCUCCACACUGUCCCCAUCUGGAAAGCUCGGACGCAAGAGCAAGGCUGAAGAGGACGUGGAGUCUGGGGAGGAUGCUGGGGCCAGCAGACGCAACGGCCGCCUCGUCGUGGGAAGCUUCUCCAGGCGCAAGAAGAAGGGCAGCAAGCUGAAGAAGGCGGCCAGCAUGGAGGAGGGAGAUGAGGGCCAGGACUCCCCGGGAGGUCAGAGCCGAGGGACGACCCGGCAGAAGAAGACCAUGAAGCUGUCCCGGGCCCUCUCUGACCUGGUGAAGUACACCAAGUCCGUGGCCACCCACGACAUAGAGAUGGAGGCGGUGUCCAGCUGGCAGGUGUCGUCCUUCAGCGAGACCAAGGCCCACCAGAUUCUGCAGCAGAAGCCGGCGCAGUACCUGCGCUUCAACCAGCACCAGCUCUCCCGCAUCUACCCCUCCUCCUACCGCGUGGACUCCAGCAACUACAACCCACAGCCCUUCUGGAACGCCGGCUGCCAAAUGGUUGCCCUGAACUACCAGUCAGAGGGGCGGAUGCUGCAGCUGAACCGAGCCAAGUUCAGCGCCAACGGUGGCUGCGGCUACGUACUCAAGCCCGAGUGCAUGUGCCAGGGCGUGUUCAACCCCAACUCGGAGGACCCCCUGCCCGGGCAGCUCAAGAAGCAGCUGGUGCUCCGGAUCAUCAGUGGCCAGCAGCUCCCCAAGCCGCGCGACUCCAUGCUGGGGGACCGCGGGGAGAUCAUCGACCCCUUUGUGGAGGUGGAGAUCAUCGGGCUCCCUGUGGACUGCAGCAGGGAGCAGACCCACGUGGUGGACGACAACGGGUUCAACCCCACCUGGGAGGAGACCCUGGUGUUCACAGUGCACAUGCCGGAGAUCGCGCUGGUCCGCUUCCUCGUCUGGGACCACGACCCCAUCGGGCGUGACUUCAUUGGCCAGAGGACGCUGGCCUUCAGCAGCAUGAUGCCAGGCUACAGGCACGUGUACCUGGAGGGGAUAGAAGAGGCCUCCAUCUUCGUGCACGUGGCUGUCAGUGACAUCAGUGGUAAGGUCAAGCAGGCUCUGGGCCUAAAAGGCCUCUUCCUCCGAGGCCCAAAGCCCGGCUCACUGGACAGUCAUGCUGCUGGGCGGCCCCCGGCCCGGCCCUCCGUUAGCCAGAGGCUUCUGCGGCGCACAGCCAGUGCCCCAACCAAGAGCCAGAAGCCGGGCCGCAAGGGCUUCCCGGAGCUGGUCCUGGGCACUCAGGACACAGGCUCCCAGGGGGUGGCGGACGACAUGGUGCCCCCCAGCCCUAGACCUGCUCUGGAAGCCCCAGCCCAGGAGGGGCCCGGCAGCUACCUCCCCACAGACACCCGCCCCCUCUCCACGCAGCGGCCGCUCCCUCCACCGUGCAGCCUGGAAACCAUUGCCGAGGAGCCCGCCCCAGGCCCUGGCCCCACGCCACCAGCGGCCGUCCCCACCAGCUCUUCUCAGGAACGGCCCCCAUACCCCACAGGACCGGGAGCCGAUGUGACAAGCCCCCCAGAGGACACUGAGGAACACCGAGACAGCAGGCCUCGGCCGUGCAAUGGCAAGCGUCCCGGCGGGGCAUACGAGGGGGCCCCCAGCAGCCAGUCGGACGGCAGGAGCCAGCCCCGGACCCCGGGCCACCUGCCCGUGAUUAGAAGGGUGAAGAGUGAGGGUCAGGUGCCCACAGAGCCCCUGGGAGGAUGGCGGCCCCUGGCUGGUCCCUUUCCAGCCCCUGCCGUGUACUUCGAUGCCACGGCCAGUGACCGGCUGUGGCAGCGGCUGGAGCCAUGUGGCCACCGAGACAGCGUUUCCUCCUCCUCCAGCAUGUCGUCUAGCGACACUGUCAUUGACCUCUCCCUGCCCAGCCUGGGCCUGGGCCGCAGCCGUGAAAGCCUCCUCGGAGCCCAUGUGGGACGCCUGCCCCCCAGGCCCCACUCAGCUUCAGCCGCCCGCCCAGACCUGCCACCUGUGACCAAAAGCAAAUCCAACCCCAACCUGCGGGCUGCGGGCCAGCGGCCUCCCACGCCUGAUGAACUG